AUGUGGAGAGCGUCCGACAAGCUGAUGGAGACCAUCCGUCACUAUGCCUCGUUCCCCGCAACAGGAGUCUCACUCAGGCAGAUGGUCCAGUUCGGCGACAGGCCGUCCACUGGAACCCUCUUCCGUGCAUCCCAGUUCUUGUCCGAAGAGCUCCCCAUCCGCCUCGCACACCGUGUCCAGGAACUCGGUGACCUCCCCGAUGGCUUGAAUGAAAUGCCGUCCAUACGGAAAGUCCGUGAUUGGUAUGCACAGUCGUUCGAGGAAAUCAUCAAUCUCCCCCGCCCAACCCUAUCACAGGAAGUCAGAACUCGCCUCCUCCGCCCUACCAAACCCAAUGGCCGGGACGUAAAGGUCCUCGAAGAAGCUACCCCUAAUCCAAGCAUACGAGACGACCGAUAUCGAUCCUCGACAACCUCGAUCCUAAGAGCAAACGGCUCCAUCACCAAUACUAACAAUGGAGUCGCCACUAUCGGCAACGGGAACGGGAGAAGAACAGUGGCCGGGAACAAAAGAUACUUCGUAUCCACUGACGAUGGCCAAGACUGGCCGCCCGAGCUGAACGAAUACAACAACAGGUUCUCCAAGACCCUCCAUCACAUCAAACGGCGGCACGACGGCGUCGUAACGACCGUCGCGCAGGGGAUCCUGGAAUACAAACGCAAGCGCCAACGCAUGCAGAUCGACUCGAACAUCCAAUCCUUCCUCGACCGCUUCUACAUGUCCCGCAUCGGCAUCCGCAUGCUGAUCGGCCAGCACGUUGCCCUCACCGACCAAACACACGUCCACCACCCCCACUACGUCGGGAUAAUAUGCACAAAGACCAACGUGCGUGAGCUGGCCGAGGAGGCCAUCGAAAACGCCCGCUUCGUUUGUGAGGACCACUACGGCCUCUUCGACGCGCCCAAGGUGCAGUUGGUCUGCCGGCCGGAUUUGGAUUUCAUGUAUGUGCCUGGCCACCUGUCGCACAUGCUCUUUGAGACGUUGAAGAACUCGCUGCGGGCAGUUGUGGAGACCCAUGGGGCGGAGAAGGAAGCUUUCCCUGUGACAAAGGUGAUUGUUGCGGAGGGCCGGGAGGAUAUUACAAUUAAGAUCUCGGAUGAGGGCGGUGGGAUUCCGCGGUCGUCUAUCCCGCUUGUGUGGACGUAUAUGUACACCACGGUUGACCAGACGCCGAAUUUGGACCCGGACUUUAAUAAGAGUGACUUCAAGGCGCCGAUGGCUGGGUUUGGAUAUGGGUUGCCCAUCAGCCGGCUUUAUGCGAGCUACGGCACAGAUGUCUACCUCCAUCUCAACCGCCUCUCCUCCAGCUCCGAACCGCUCCAGUGA
Messenger RNA from Histoplasma capsulatum G186AR, 1326 nucleotides. RefSeq names its product pyruvate dehydrogenase. Gene Ontology annotation, biological process: regulation of glucose metabolic process; protein phosphorylation. The record is from RefSeq and is a predicted model, not a curated record. Lineage: Eukaryota; Fungi; Ascomycota; Eurotiomycetes; Onygenales; Ajellomycetaceae. Gene Ontology annotation, cellular component: mitochondrion. Gene Ontology annotation, molecular function: pyruvate dehydrogenase (acetyl-transferring) kinase activity. Bases 1 to 1326 code for a protein of 441 amino acids. The transcript has 4 exons.